Molecule: messenger RNA, 3862 nt
Organism: Mandrillus leucophaeus (drill)
Lineage: Eukaryota; Metazoa; Chordata; Mammalia; Primates; Cercopithecidae
Gene: SLC7A11
Product: solute carrier family 7 (anionic amino acid transporter light chain, xc- system), member 11
Exons: 12
Coding region: 739-2244 (501 amino acids)
Biological process (GO): amino acid transmembrane transport
Cellular component (GO): membrane
Molecular function (GO): L-amino acid transmembrane transporter activity
Source: RefSeq, a predicted model, not a curated record
UGUGUUGUUAUAAAAAAAUGCAGCUUUAGGAUACAUUCUACUCACAAAACAGUCACGUGUAAAAUGUUUUUAUACAUGCAUUAAAGAAAAAGAAACUCCUUAAAAUGAAGUAACUAUUUCCUGUUUCAUUUUGUUUGAACAGCUUUUGUUGCUCACUACGAGUUGCUUUAAAUCUCUGGGAAGGUCUGUUCCGAAUUUACUACUUCUGGAUUGGCCAAAGUCUCUUUAAAGUGUGUGCUUUGUUCUCUAAAAAGCUUAGGUCAGUUGAGCAACAAGCUCCUCCUGGUUUUUUUUUUUUUUUUUUUUUUUUUUUGAAAAAAAAAGAGCUGAGUAAUGCUGGAGCCUUCUCAUGUGGCUGAUGCAAACCUGGAGAAUUUGCAUCAUCAUUUAGCUGUAGUAAGUUGGUGUGACAGGCAGGCGCUUAAAUACAAGCCCAUGAGGAAGCUGAGCUGGUUUGUAAUGAUAGGGCGGCAGCAGCAGCAGCAGCAGCGGUAGAACGAGGAGGUGGAGAACUGGGAGCACGAUGCAUACACAGGUGUUUCUGAUUAGUAAUUAGCCGCUGUGAAGGAUAAAGCACACCUUUGGGUUUUUACCUGUGAACACUAUAGGGCUGAGAAAGACAGUCUGAAAGCAAAGAAAGCAAAGAGGAAGACCUCGAUCAGUAACACCAAGAGACACCAAAGUUGAAAGUUUUGUUUUCUUUCCCUCUGUUUUAUUUUUCCCCCGUGUGCCCCUACUAUGGUCAGAAAGCCUGUUGUGUCCACCAUCUCCAAAGGAGGUUACCUGCAGGGAAAUGUUAACAGGAGGCUGCCUUCCCUGGGCAACAAGGAGCCACCUGGGCAGGAGAAAGUGCAGCUGAAGAGGAAAGUCACUUUACUGAGGGGAAUCUCCAUUAUCAUUGGCACCAUCAUUGGAGCAGGAAUCUUCAUCUCUCCUAAGGGCGUGCUCCAGAACACAGGCAGCGUGGGCAUGUCUCUGACCAUCUGGACGGUGUGUGGGGUCCUGUCACUAUUUGGAGCCUUGUCUUAUGCUGAAUUGGGAACAAGUAUAAAGAAAUCCGGAGGUCAUUACACGUAUAUUUUGGAAGUCUUUGGUCCAUUACCAGCUUUUGUACGAGUCUGGGUAGAACUCCUCAUAAUACGCCCUGCAGCUACAGCUGUGAUAUCCCUGGCAUUUGGACGCUACAUUCUGGAACCAUUUUUUAUUCAAUGUGAAAUCCCUGAACUUGCGAUCAAGCUCAUUACAGCUGUGGGCUUAACUGUAGUGAUGGUCCUAAAUAGCAUGAGUGUCAGCUGGAGCGCCCGGAUCCAGAUUUUCUUAACCUUUUGCAAGCUCACAGCAAUUCUGAUAAUUAUAGUCCCUGGAGUUAUGCAGCUAAUUAAAGGUCAAACACAGAACUUUAAAGACGCCUUUUCAGGAAGAGAUUCAAGUAUUACGCGGUUGCCACUGGCUUUUUAUUAUGGAAUGUACGCAUAUGCUGGCUGGUUUUACCUCAACUUUGUUACUGAAGAAGUGGAAAACCCUGAAAAAACCAUUCCCCUUGCAAUAUGUAUAUCCAUGGCCAUUGUCACCAUUGGCUAUGUGCUGACAAAUGUGGCCUACUUUACGACCAUUAAUGCUGAGGAGCUGUUGCUUUCAAAUGCAGUAGCAGUGACCUUUUCUGAGCGGCUACUGGGAAAUUUCUCAUUAGCAGUUCCGAUCUUUGUUGCCCUCUCCUGCUUUGGCUCCAUGAAUGGUGGUGUGUUUGCUGUCUCCAGGUUAUUCUAUGUUGCGUCUCGAGAGGGUCACCUUCCAGAAAUCCUCUCCAUGAUUCAUGUCCGCAAGCACACUCCUCUGCCAGCUGUUAUUGUUUUGCACCCUUUGACAAUGAUAAUGCUCUUCUCUGGAGACCUCGACAGUCUUUUGAAUUUCCUCAGUUUUGCCAGGUGGCUUUUUAUUGGGCUGGCAGUUGCUGGGCUGAUUUAUCUUCGAUACAAAUGCCCAGAUAUGCAUCGUCCUUUCAAGGUUCCACUGUUCAUCCCAGCUUUGUUUUCCUUCACGUGCCUCUUCAUGGUUGCCCUUUCCCUCUAUUCAGACCCAUUUAGUACAGGGAUUGGCUUUAUCAUCACUCUGACUGGAGUGCCUGCAUAUUAUCUCUUUAUUAUAUGGGACAAGAAACCCAAGUGGUUUAGAAUAAUGUCAGAGAGAAUAACCAGAACAUUACAAAUAAUACUGGAAGUUGUACCAGAAGAAGAUAAGUUAUGAACUAAUGGACUUGAGAUCUUGGCAAUCUGCCCAAGGGGAGACACAUAAUAGGGAUUUUUACUUCAUUUUCUGAAAAUCCAGAGAAUUACAACUUCGGUGAUAAACAAAAGGAGUCAGUUAUUUCUAUUCAUAUAUUUUAGCAUAUUCAAACUAAUUCCUAAGAAAUUUAGUUAUAACUCUAUGUAGUUAUAGAAAGAGAAUAUGCAGUUUUUCUAUGAGUCACAAUUCUUGAGUCUCUGAUACCUACCUAUUGGGGUUAGGAGAAAAGAGUAGACAAUUACUAUGUGGUCAUUCUUUACAACAUAUAUUAGCAUGGCAAAGAACCUUCAAAUUGAAGACCGAGAUUUUUCUGUAUAUAUGGGUUCUGUAAACAUGGUUUUACACACUACAGAUGACUAUACUGUGAAAAGUGUUUUCAAUUCUGAAAAAAAGCAUACAUCAUGAUUAUGACCAAGAGGAGAGAAAGAAAUUUAUUUUACAUUGACAUUGCAUUGCUUCCCCUUAGAUACCAAUUUAGAUAACACUCAUGCUUUAAUGGAUUAUACCCAGAGCAUUUUGAACAAAGGUCAGAGGGGAUUAUUGAAUACAUUAAAGAAGAGUUUCUAGGGGCUACUGUUUAUGAGACACAUCCAGGAAUUAUGUUUGAGUAAAAAAUCCUUGAGAAUUUAUUAUGUCAGAUGUUUUGUCAUUCAUUAUCAGGAAGUUUUAGUUAUCUGUCAUUUUUUUCACAUCAGUUUGAUCAGGAAAGUGUAUAACACAUCUUAGAGCAAGAGUUAAGUUUGGUAUUAAAUCCUCUUAAGAACAACCACCUAUUUCACUAAUAACUUACCCCUGAUGAGUAUAUCUAAACAUAUGCAUUUUUAAACCUUCAAAUUACAUUGUCAACAUGAGAGAAAUCACCAACAAAGAAAAUGUUCAAAAUAAUAGUCCCACAUCUGUAAUGAUAUCUACAUGCAAUGUUAGUAAUUCUGAACAGUUUUUUAAAUUUAUGGCUAUUUUUACAUCAUGAUGAAUUUUGACAGUUUGUGCAUUUUCUUUAUACAUUUUAUAUUCUGUUAAAAUAUCUCUUCAGAUGAAACUGUCCAGAUUAAUUAGGAAAAGGCAUAUAUUAACAUAAAAAUUGAGAAAGAAAUGUCACCGCUAAAUAAGAUUUACAACUGAUGUUUCUAGAAAAUUUCCACUUCUAUAUCUAGUCUUUGUCAGUAAUUUCCACACCUUAAUUAUCAUUCAACUUGCAAAAGAGCUAACUGAUAAGAAGAAAAUUGAAAGAAUCAGAAUCUGUGGAUGAGUGUUUGUGUUCAGAAGAUGUUGUUAUGCCAGUAUUAGAAAAUAUUGUGGGCCAGGCAUGGUGGCUUACACCUGUAAUCCCAGCACUUUGGGAGGCCGAGGCAGGCGGAUCACCUGAGGUCAGAAGUUCUAGACCAGCCUGACCAACAUGGAGAAACCUUGUCUCUACUAAAAAUGCAAAAUUAGCUGGGCAUGGUGGCGCAUGCUGGUAAUCUCAGCUAUUCAGGAGGCUGAGGCAGGAGAAUUGUUUGAACCCAGGAGGCAGAGGUUGCAGGGAGCCGAGAUUGUACCACUGCACUCCAGCCUGGGUGAGAGACUCCAUCUCCAAAAA